UUAUCUUUGUUUAGAAAGUAAACAACUUGAUCUUUCGUCCCAUUACUUUUUGAGACAGUCGCGGAAGUACUAAAUUUGGCCGUCUCUUUAUCAACAUUCUGCAUCGGAAAAGUCGGAAGAAGUUAAUUUCGUGUUUGAAAUAGUUAUAUUGUUCAAGCAUCAACCCGAAAUAUUUUUCAACUGUUAUAGCAUUGUCUUGCCUAUUUUAGUCGAAAGUAUUUACCUCUUCCACAUUUAAACUUUCAAAUGCGACUUGGGGGUCAUGGCCAUCAGUAUUCUUUUAACCGUGGUUAACUGUGCUCUGUGCGCCGAUAUUGUUGGUUGUUGGUGGACUUCAUUUAAAGAAUGAUUAGGUACUUAUGUUAUUUAUAAAUGGUAGUGUUAACAGUAUACAAUGACAUGUACGCGUUGUACUUCAUUGUCAUCGGAUUUGCAACUGUGUCUUCUAACAACUUAGCUCUUUUAUCAGGCACGUUGAGAACCUACCAGCGAGCUGGGUGCGACGAUGACUUCGUUAUUCUAAGAUGUCCACCUGGAACGAGUAUAUCAAUACAACUAGCACAGUAUGGUACGUCUACUCUAACCAAAGAUCUCUGUCGGCCAAAGUCAACACAAAGCUCAUUCUCAAGAAAUUCCACGAAUACAUCUUGCCUAUGGCCCAACGCCUUACAGAGUAAAUGGGAGGAAGUUGCCCAAGGAACAUGGGGGAGCUAUUCGCUGUUACAGACAGUCGUGGAGGUUUGUCAAAAGAAGCGACAAUGCAAGUUUAAGUCUUCGCCGAAAACAUUUGGUGGAAAUCCGUGCCCGGGUGUUCGUAAAUAUGUGGAAGUUGCCUAUAAGUGCAGGCCAUACGAAUUUCGAAGCAAGGUGGCAUGCCAAAACGAAGGAAUACAACUAACUUGUAAUCCGAAUUCGAGAAUUGCGAUUUAUAGCGCCAGUUAUGGAAGAACAGAGUAUGAAAGCAUACAAUGUCCUCAACCGCAGGGAGUCCCGGAAGAAACUUGUUUGGUCAGUUAUGGUACCGAGACGGUGAUGAAACUCUGCCAUGGGAAAAGAACUUGUGACGUUUUGGCAGACAUUAAAACGUUCGGCAGCCCGUGCCGCCCAGAAUCGCGGAUGUACCUAAAAGUUAUUUACACCUGCGUCCCACGAAAGGUGUUAAAGGAGCAGUUCGAAGGCCAACCUGAACCGGAUGAGCUGAAUAACGAAAUGGAAAAUUCAGAUACCGACGACGAUUUUGAAAAUUAUGAUGCGGGGGACGAGUUUAUAAGAGAGUCGGCGGCGUCUCCUUCUUCACCUAAUAUCGGAGGACCCACUUCAGGAGAUAAUGCUACCAGAGAUUCAGCAGAUAACAUUAGAAAUCCACCUCUUAUAACACAAAAAGAACAGGAUACAG
Messenger RNA from Photinus pyralis (common eastern firefly), 1396 nucleotides. Its product is annotated as protein eva-1 homolog C. NCBI's taxonomy places the organism in Eukaryota, Metazoa, Arthropoda, Insecta, Coleoptera, Lampyridae. Gene Ontology annotation, molecular function: carbohydrate binding. The record is from RefSeq and is a predicted model, not a curated record.